CUAUGAUGUAUCGGUAUCAGUUUAUCAUGUCAGUACUUUAUAUCCUAACCUUAAAAUAAAUAUAUAAUUUUUAAAUAACCUCUAAAUUAAGAAUGGCAGAAUUAGAAUUAACGGAAAAAGAAUUAACACAAAGACAUAAAAAAGAACGGAAAGAAUUACAAGCACAAAUACAAAUACUAAAAAAGUCAAUUUGUAAGGGUGAUAAGAAAAAGAAAAAAGAGGUAACUGAAGAAAUCAAUCGCUUAGAAGAAGCUUUAGAUAAAAAACAAGAAGAAGAAUUAACUAUAUGGAAAGUCACACAUCUUAAUAUCAAUAAUGUGGAAAAUGAAAAUAUAGAAAAUAGUAAUAGUAACGAAAGCACAAAAGAUAAUAAACAAUAUGAACAACCAAUACAGAGAGUUUCAAAAGCUCAAAAAAGGAGAGAUAAAAAAGCAAAUGCUGAAAGAGAACGUAAUCAAAGAAUCAUAGAACAAGAAGCAUUAAAUGUUUUCGGAAAAAGGAAUGUAGAAUUGCAAACUAUUAAAAAAAUUCUUUGUGAACGUGGUCUAAUGAUUUAUGAGAUUCCAAGUGAUGGCCAUUGUUUGUAUAAUGCUGUUGCACAUCAAUUAAAAAUUAUAGGAGAGACACCAUUAAAUUUUCAUGAACUCAGAUCAAAAACUGCUAUAUAUUUAAGAGAAAAUAUGAAUGAAUUUUUACCAUUUAUUUCUAAUCCAGAUUCUGAUGAUUUUCUCUCACCAGAACAGUAUGAAAAAUAUUGUGAUGAUGUGGCAGAUACAAGUGCAUGGGGUGGAGCUAUUGAAUUACAAGUCCUUUCACAUGUAUUAAAAUGUCCAAUAGAAGUUAUUCAGGCAUCAGGUGCACCAUAUGUUAUUGGUGAUAAUUAUAAUAAUGAAAAGAAAAUGAUAUUAACUUAUCAUCGGCAUAUGUAUGAAUUAGGUGCUCAUUAUAAUUCUGUUACAAAAUAUGUUAAAGAAGAAGAAAGCUGAUAAAAAUGGACUUUAUAUUUUGCUAAUGUUAACAAGAAGAGAAGUUAAGCAUGUUUUGUAACACUUUUUACUAUGAUAAAAUAUCAUGAACUAUUCAAAGCUGCCACAAUUUAAAUGUCCAGGAAACAU
This is a messenger RNA of Apis laboriosa (Himalayan honeybee), 1115 nucleotides long. RefSeq names its product deubiquitinase OTUD6B. Lineage: Eukaryota; Metazoa; Arthropoda; Insecta; Hymenoptera; Apidae. Gene Ontology annotation, biological process: protein deubiquitination. The transcript is spliced from 4 exons. Gene Ontology annotation, molecular function: cysteine-type deubiquitinase activity. The record is from RefSeq and is a predicted model, not a curated record. The coding region runs from base 93 to 986 and encodes 297 amino acids.